AAGUAGUGGUGAUCGUAACUUAGUGGAAGCGGUUGGUGGAUGCGCGAGUGACUUCGGAAAUUUAUCCAGGAUUCAGUGCGAACUGCUCGCGGUGCGUGUCGCGUGAGCGGUGUGACAUGGGUGAUAAUAACAUCGCGCUUCGUCCGUAUUUCGAACAGAGUGGAUUCUACCAGAGGAGCUCUGGCGACCAGGGCUACCCACCCGGCUUCCUCGGCUUCCCCAACUACAACCAGACCCGGAGUCAGGAGUCGCCCUUCAACGACGCGGCCAGUGCGUGCAAACUCUACCCCACGAACGAUGUGUCGGCCAACGCGUACAAAGUCGACUGCUCCAAGGAGCAGAACGGCUACAGUUCCAAGGACCUGCCCAGCUGGUCGGCAUCUGCGGCGGCCGUGGCCGGGGCCGGCCGGUUCCCGGGCUUGCCGGGCGCCGCCGUUGACCCGAGCCGGGAUCGGCAGGCGGCCGCCUCCAACUGGCUGGUGGCCUGCAACCAGAACACGGGCCAGCAGAGCUCCCAGCUGGUGCAGCAGCCCAGCCAGUACGCCACCACGCCCAUUUACCCGUGGAUGGCCAUCGCAGCUUCGGAGCGUGCCAAUUACCCAGCCUGGCUGCAAAGUCACGGUCCACACGGACUGCGGCGGCGGGGUCGACAGACGUACACCCGCUACCAGACGCUAGAGCUGGAGAAGGAGUUCCACACCAACCACUACCUGACCCGCCGGCGCCGGAUAGAGAUGGCGCACCAGCUCUGCCUGACAGAGCGCCAGAUCAAGAUCUGGUUCCAGAACCGGCGCAUGAAGCUGAAGAAGGAGAUCCAGGCCAUCAAGGAGCUGAACGAGCAGGAGAAGCAGUCGCAGGCGUCCAAGAUGGCGGCGGGCAUGGCGAACAGUGGCGGAGCCCCCGGGCCGGAGCGCCGAGCUUUCGCGGAUGAGCCGAACUUCGCGGCCGAGCCGGGCUUCGAGGCGGAACUAGGCUUCGAGACGGAGCCGGGCUUCGCGACCGAGCCGGGCUUAGCGGCGGAGCUGGGCUUUGCGGCCGAGCCGGGCCUCGAGACGGAGCCAGGCUUCGAGGCCUCCUCUGUUCUCGUGUGGGAGGAGCCCCAGUGCCGCGACUCGGAGCGUUUCAAAGAGAGCGCCGCCGUUCUCGACCGCCAGAUGUCAAGGUCGACCGCCUGCAACAUUUGA
Pollicipes pollicipes is the source of this 1184-nucleotide messenger RNA. Its product is annotated as homeotic protein ultrabithorax. Gene Ontology annotation, molecular function: DNA-binding transcription factor activity, RNA polymerase II-specific; RNA polymerase II cis-regulatory region sequence-specific DNA binding. Bases 117 to 1184 code for a protein of 355 amino acids. The record is from RefSeq and is a predicted model, not a curated record. Gene Ontology annotation, cellular component: nucleus. Gene Ontology annotation, biological process: negative regulation of transcription by RNA polymerase II; anterior/posterior pattern specification. The transcript has 5 exons. Lineage: Eukaryota; Metazoa; Arthropoda; Thecostraca; Pollicipedomorpha; Pollicipedidae.